AUGACCACUGCUCUUGCUGGCCCCUGGCUGCGUGCUAACAAAGAACGGGUUCCUAACUCACGGCGUGGAGUAGAGCCUGAGAUCUACAGCAGUGGCCAACACAUUUACCUUUCUGCAAGAAUCAGUGGUAAUCUGGUGAUCCAAGCCUAUACCCCAGUUUCUAGUGAUGAGACAAAAGGUUAUGUUGAUUUAAUUAUAAAGUACAAAAAUGUGAAUCCUAAGUUCACAGAAGGUGGGAAGAUGUCCCAGUACAUAGACAACAUGAAGAUUGGAGAUGUUAUUGACUUCAGGGGGCCAAAUGGACUGCUUGUCUACAAGGGGUCAGGUAUCUUCCUGAUCAAGCCUGAUAAGAAGUCUGAAGCACAGAAGAAGUUUGCAAAGCAUCUUGGGAUGAUAGCUGGAGGAACAGGAAUAACGCCUAUGUAACAGCUGAUCCAUCAUAUCACAAGUGAUCCUAAGGACUCUACAAAAUGUUACCUUCUUUUUGCUAAUCAGACAGAAAAGGGUAUAUUGCUCAGAGCUGAGCUAGAAGACAUUGCUAAGAGGCAUCCUGAUCAGAUCACGCUCUGGUAUACGCUGGACAAGCCUCCACAAGAUUGGAAGUGCAGUUCUGGCUUUGUCACUGCAGACAUGAUUAAAACCCACCUCCCUUCUGGCAGUGAGACGCUCAUUCUUAUGUGUGGGCCACCACCUAUGAUUCAGUUUGCAUGUCAGCCUAACCUGGACAAACUCAGCUAUCCCAAGAGCAUUACAUUUUCUUAUUAACAGUGAUGUCGUCCAGCUCUUUUUCUUAAAGACAGUGGAGACUGUGGACCUGAAUCCAUUCCCAAAGAAAGAGGUGAAAGAUCAUCUGAAACUACUGUACCAUCCAUGUUCUCUGUUUCUCCUGGGUUAACAACAAUAAUUGUCAAUAAUUAGUACAAAAUGUGACAGGGUUGUUAUAUGACAGACUAAUACUUAAAUUAAAAAAUAUAAUAAAGUACAGAUAGCUAUAAAAAUGUUCUCUCAUUAAAAAUAAUUGUAAAAAAAAAAAGUAGCUGUACUUUUGAUAUAAGAAAAGGGUAUUAUAAUAUUGUAAUUUCAGUGUAUUUUAAAACCUUAAUUCCAGAUCUUGAUCUGCUGUUGCGUUUCCUAUUUUUAAUACCAAAAUUCAUCCAUCAAAAUCAGUAGGAAUUUUAUUGUUUACUUCAGUGAGAGCAAAAUAAGACCAAGAAUAAAUAUUAAAAAAAAAAAAUAAAAAA
This is a messenger RNA of Meleagris gallopavo (turkey), 1241 nucleotides long. The record is from RefSeq and is a predicted model, not a curated record. Lineage: Eukaryota; Metazoa; Chordata; Aves; Galliformes; Phasianidae.